Molecule: messenger RNA, 1875 nt
Organism: Truncatella angustata
Lineage: Eukaryota; Fungi; Ascomycota; Sordariomycetes; Amphisphaeriales; Sporocadaceae
Product: PET112 family protein
Exons: 1
Coding region: 1-1875 (624 amino acids)
Biological process (GO): mitochondrial translation; glutaminyl-tRNAGln biosynthesis via transamidation
Molecular function (GO): glutaminyl-tRNA synthase (glutamine-hydrolyzing) activity
Source: RefSeq, a predicted model, not a curated record
AUGUUCAAGAUGCGCCGCCUCUCGACAGCAACUCUGAGCAAGUAUUUGCUCCAAGGACAAAUCACGAGGCGCGGCUGUCUGGGGAGCUUGCGAAAUUCUGCCCAGCGUCCAAUUGCCGUCUGCGCUCCGAACUCACGAUACCUUCAUACUGAAUCACAGCCCUCGCCAAGCGCGGCCACUCCUGCAUCGCCCAUUGUGCCGUUAAGGAAGCAACUAAAGGACGAUAGGAAGAACGCAAAGGCAUCGGCAUCAGCAUCCGGCAAAAAGAAAAAGAAGAAUGUCAACAAUCAGGUAGUAGAAGGCUGGGAAUUGACCGUCGGCAUUGAGAUACACGCUCAACUCAACACGGCCAAGAAACUCUUCUCUUCAGCCGCGACAUCUUUCAACGACGAACCCAACAGCCACGUCGCAUACUUUGACCUUGCCACGCCUGGUAGCCAGCCCAUAUUUCAGCAAGAGACCUUGAUCCCAGCAUUGCGGGCUGCGCUUGCCCUGAACUGCGAAAUCCAACCUACGAGCCGAUUCGACCGGAAGCACUACUUUCACUGGGAUCAGCCAUCGGGAUACCAGAUUACGCAGUACUACGAGCCUUUUGCGCGGGACGGGCGAAUCAUCCUCCGACCAAGGGACGGAAUAGCAGCUGAGGAUGGAGAUGGAAUCUCAGUGGGCAUCAAGCAGGUUCAGAUGGAACAAGAUACGGCAAAAACCUUGGCGCAAGCGGGAGAGACUCAUUGGAUCGACUUUAAUCGAACAGGCGUCCCAUUGAUCGAGAUCAUCACCCAUCCAGAUAUCCACCAUCCGGCCACCGCUGCUGCUUUUGUGCGAAAGGCCCAGAUCCUUCUGAACGCUGUCGACGCUUGCGUGUCCGGGAUGGAAGCUGGUGGUCUGCGAGCCGAUGUCAACGUGUCAGUGAGAAGAGCUGACGACCCCAACACGCCACUGGGCACCCGGACCGAGAUCAAGAACUUGUCUAGCACGAAGGCUGUCGAGGAUGCCAUCAUUGCCGAGCGCGACCGGCAGAUUGCAGUCCUCGAAGCUGGCGGAAAGAUUCUGGGCGAAACUCGUGGAUGGUCUAUUGGAUCCACAGAGACCCGAAGGCUUCGCGGCAAAGAAGGUGAGGUCGAUUAUCGAUAUAUGCCGGAUCCUGACCUCUCGCCUCUUUUCAUUGGCAGGGAUCUUGUCAAUUACUUGCGUAGCACCAUGGGUCAGCUUCCAGACGCAGAAGUAGACGAGUUGAUCAAAGAUUUUAGUCUCACGCCAAAAGAUGCACUGUCCCUGGUGGCCCUUGAUAAUGGGAACAGGGUCGAGUUUUUCUGGAAUGUCGUUGCCGCUUUGGACUCCAAGGGGCUGGAAUCGGAUUCCCGGCUCUCAUGUUAUCAAAUGGCCGCCAAUUGGACCCUGCAUGACCUUGACCGACUAACAGCGAAUCGUCACGACGAUUCAGUUGCGACACUUGGCUUCACACCGGACGGGCAGUGCGGACGUGUUUCGGUGGAAGCUCUGGCUGAUAUACUGUUGUUUCUCCAUCAGCAGAAGAUCACAGCCAAGGUUGCAAAGGAGCUAUUAUGGGUGGUAUUCAGAGGCGAUGUCCCUUCACAAUACAGCAACGUUGCCCAUGCCAUCGAGCGCGAGAACAUGUGGUUCAACGAGUUGUCUGCUGACGAGUAUGCUGAACUCGCAGAUACUGCAAUGGAGGGUCAGGAGAAUGUUGUACGGCAAUUUGUGGACUACAAACACUACCCGCAGGGAAAGCUUAUGUUCUUGGUUGGACGUAUGCUCAGACUGGGUCCGGAAGAAAGGAUUGAUCCACAAAACGCAGAGAAGGCUAUGCGCAAGGCUUUAGAAGAGAAGCAUGUCCCUGCGUCGACGUCCUAG